AAAAAUGCGUCGUCGUCUUUUCUUUAAAGAUAAAGUAAAACAACGAUUAUUUCGCUCAGUUUCGUGUUCAAGCAUUUUUGAUUCGCUUAGACGGUUUAGUGGGAAAGUUGUAAUUAUUACUGGUUCGAGUUCUGGUAUUGGACAAUCAGCAGCAUUAUCUUUUGCUGAAGAGGGAGCGUCCGUUGUAAUCCAUGGGCAAAGCAAGGAAAGAUUGGAUAAAACAGAAAAAUUAUUGCUGGCCGAAGGAAUACCUCCUCAAAAAAUGCUUAAAAUUCUUGGUUCAUUAGAAGAUUCAAAGACAGCAGAAAGAAUUGUUAAAGAAACAAUAAAUAAAUUUGGAAGGAUUGAUAUAUUAAUAAACAAUGCAGGGGUGCUUGCUAAACCUAAUAUUAACAAUCCUGAAGCUAUCGAGAAUCUUGAUUUUAUUUAUCAAAUUAAUUUGAGAAGUGUUAUUCUCAUUACACAACUGGCAUUGCCUUACAUUGAAAAAGUUAAGGGAAAUGUGGUCAGUGUUAGUUCAACAAUUUCAGUUCGAUAUGCUUUGGCAACGUUCUAUGCUCUUCUUAAAGCUGGGUUAGAUCAUUGGACUAGAGCUAUGGCUCUACAAUAUGGGCCAAAGGGGGUUCGGUUCAACGCUAUCAACCCUGGCUGUACAAAAACAGUAAUAUUUGAGAAAAAUGGAUUUACUGGGGAACUGAAAAAAUUACAUGAACGAUGGGUAAAGAAAACAACUCCUUUAGGGCGUUUCGGAGAAGUCCACGAAAUGUCAGCAGCACUAAAAUUUUUGGCUAGCGAAGAAGCUUCUUAUAUAACAGGGGUUUGUCUAAUGGUGGAUGGUGGUUGGUCUAUUGCUUCUUUAGGAAUGGAUCAAAUAUAA
Molecule: messenger RNA, 877 nt
Organism: Meloidogyne enterolobii
Lineage: Eukaryota; Metazoa; Nematoda; Chromadorea; Rhabditida; Meloidogynidae
Source: the annotation of a GenBank genome assembly